Molecule: messenger RNA, 1705 nt
Organism: Eruca vesicaria subsp. sativa (arugula)
Lineage: Eukaryota; Viridiplantae; Streptophyta; Magnoliopsida; Brassicales; Brassicaceae
Source: the annotation of a GenBank genome assembly
CACUCAAUCACCACGAAAAAAUCCGCAAUAAGUACUUUACCUUUUUGCCCUCCGUCUCCAUUAAUGGAGGCAUUAAUGCAACCAUCUGCUUUAUUUUAGAUCUCUCUUCCAAGCAAGAGAUCUCAAUCUAACAGAGAUCUCUCUCAGAUCAACAAUGGGAUAUCUACCACCGCAACACCUCGACUUCUCCUCCGCCAAUAACGGCAACGACCACCAUCAAGACAUCUCCAAAGACAACCUCCUCACCCUCUUCAAAUCCCAACAAGAUCUCCUCAACCACUUCUUCAAACACCUCGACCUCUCCCAAACCCUCUCCUUCUCCCGCCUCCUCCUCUCCACCUCCGGCACCGUCUUCUUCACCGGCGUCGGAAAAUCCGCCUUCGUCGCCAACAAAAUCUCCCAAACCCUCAUCUCCCUAAGCUUCCGCUCCUCCUUCCUCUCCCCUCUCGACGCCCUCCACGGCGACAUCGGCGCCCUCUCCUCCCGCGACGUCCUCGUUCUCUUCAGCAAAUCGGGCUCCACGGAGGAGCUUCUCCGCCUCGUCCCCUGCGCGAAGGCGAGAGGAACGUUCUUGGUCUCUCUCACCUCCGUUCCUGGGAAUCCGCUCGCGGGAGUUUGCGAUAUGAAUGUGCAUUUGCCGUUGGAGAGGGAGUUGUGUCCGUUUAAUCUUGCUCCCGUGACGUCUACGGCGAUUCAGAUGGUGUUUGGUGAUACGGUUGCGGUUGCGCUCAUGGCGGCUAGGAAUCUGUCGAAGGAAGAGUAUGGAGCUAAUCAUCCUGCUGGUAGGAUCGGCAAGAGCUUGAUUUUUAAGGUAAAGGAUGUUAUGAAGAAGAAAGAAGAGCUUCCAGUUUGUAAAGAAGGAGACUUGAUAAUGGAUCAGUUAGUUGAGCUAACCAGCAAAGGAUGUGGGUGUUUGCUUGUGGUUGAUGAACAUCAUCGCUUGAUCGGUACAUUCACAGAUGGAGAUCUUCGCAGGACUCUUAAGGCAAGUGGAGAGGCUAUCUUCAAACUCAGUGUUGGAGAAAUGUGCAACAGGAAGCCGAGGACAAUUGGACCGGAAACAAUGGCUGUUGAAGCGAUGAAGAAGAUGGAGUCACCGCCAUCGCCUGUACAGUUUCUACCGGUGGUCAAUGAAGACAACACCUUGAUUGGAAUUGUAACGUUGCAUGGUUUGGUUUCAGCUGGCCUCUGAAUACGAAGCUGCCUCUGUGUCCGAGUUUAUACACAUAAGUUCAUUCUUUUUACGUUGGUGAUGUUCACAGCGAGUGAACUAUUGUAUUUGUGUCUAUUAGUACCCCCCAUGUAUUGUACCCUCUUACCAUUUGCGCAAAGGAUGUGUAUAUAAGAGGUUACUUACUAUAUAUUUGUCCCCUCAUACCUUUAAGCUCUCUACUCUUGCUUUCAUGCAUGCCUUAUAAAGCUACCGAAAGAUCUUUCCUUGAGUGCACAUAAUACCAUGAAUCAUCUUCUGUUGUGGUUACAGGUUGAACAGAAAAUGGCUGAAGAAACUAAGGCACUACAGUUUUGGUUUUUGGCCCAUUUGUAUAGAGCGGUUUGUUACAAUGAUAUGAGAAAAUUUAAUGUAGUGAUUCCAAACAUUUGAAACUAUGGUGGUUUCAAAAUUUCUUUUAAUAUUUUUAUUACUUGUAAGUUGUAACUAAUAAUGCUGUAGGAUUAAUUUUCAUUUAUGUACUUUAGAUUUUAU